AUGCUCCCGCAGCGACAAAAGUCUAGGAAUCGGGCUGUAGCUACUCAUCUUCAGCGUACUACUACUAAUGUUACUAAACGUAAUGUGUUUCUUGUUGUACUAAGUCUCUUCUUUGCGUGGUAUAUGUAUUACAAUCUCCACUUCUUUGCGACAUACACGGCGUCUCUAAAUUCCAGUGACGGGGUCAAUAAAGGCUGGAACUCGUUUACUACUGACGUACCUCACCAUCCGAAAGACAUACGAGUAGAUUCUGAUACUACACGUCAAGUCAAGCAUUUGGUGUUCACGUCUACGUGUCGUGAGCUUGACUUUGUCCAUGCAGAAGUGCUCGCCUUCACGCUACGACGAACGGGAUACAAUGGCAAUGUCACACAUUUACUCUAUGGUUGCACGGAAGAAGAAGCUUUGAAUCUCAUGCGUAAAAAAGAUCCACGUCAUCACGUACAAACGAAGCAUUAUCCUGAUGUAUCGGCAGUAAACACAACGUUCGGUGAGAAGCUGCUCAAGACAACGGUGAAUCCAUUGGUGCUGUCGAAAUGGAUGUUGGGUUCUGAUACUGGAGAUCUCCAUGACAAUCGUUCUGCUUUGUUUAACGAACGUUAUGCAUUAGCAUCCAAUGAUUUUGUCAUGGCUGUCGACAAUGACGCAAUUUUUACCAAGAAGCUAGACAUGCGGAACCUCGUAGCUGAAGCAAAAAGCAUUGCUGAACUACAUAUUUUUGGUCAAGAUGCAUCGUGGUACUGGCCAAAACAAUUUCCUCUUACGCACGAACAACUGAAGAAUAUUGUGCCGACAAACUCUCGUGCGUUACUCCUGACCGACUGGCGUGAAUACGCUGCCAUUGCACCAUUUGUAGCUGAAGUAAGUACAUGGCAGACAUUUUUACCCACUGCAGUUGACAUAUGGAGUAAGUUGGCACACGAACAGCGCUAUCUGGCUAUCCCGAUUACUGCAGCUCAUGAGAAGACACUUAUUGGCAUUUCAGGUGUACUUAGCGUUCAUCACUAUCCUUCUCGCUACCAGAACUGGGAUUUUGCUGACGACAUUAAGCACAACCCAUGCAAGGAACAGGCUGAAGGAAAAAAUCUGGCAUUAUCAUCCUACCCAAUCUCAAUUCGGGCGCUCAACUUCACACUGCCUCAGUGGAUUGAUGGUCAGGAAUGGAGUUUCUUCGCCGACAAGGUACCAUCGGACUUUUUAGCGUGCGAUGCCUGGAUGAUUCACCAGCCGACCGACUAUCUGUGGCAUCUGGCUUCUCAUACGAGUGGAUACGAGCGUGUACCUAGCAUUCUACGUCGCCGCCACACUAUGAGUGUGUGCCUUGCCGUGGAGGCCUACAACAGCGCGUCUGAGAGCUAUCGCUCUCAUUUUUGCCCCACUGGCUACAACCGUAAUCGUCGUAUUUCCAUGGAGUUUCAGAAGAAGGCUUGGAGUACCGCUGUGGCUCUUGCAGAUGGCACCGAGAUGGACGAAGAUUUGCCCGUUUACUUUGGUGACUACAAGAGGAAGAAAAGUCCUGAUGUUUCUCACGAGAGUGACGUGAAACCCGGUCAAAAAGAUAGUGACGAGAUACACUUUGUAUUCACGACGUCUUGUGAGCCACACCAAGACUGGCAGAGCGAGGCUCUUGCCCAGAGUUUUGCACGAGUCGGCCAGCGUGGGGCACUUACACGCAUUGUAAGCGGUUGCUCGGACGACGCUGUGAAGGAGCUGCUACGUCGUACGCGCAAGUCUUCGCCGCAUCUGCGCAUUCAUGUCACUCGCGACUUUCGCUCGCUCCCAGCUUAUAAAAAGGCCUCCGAUGAAGUGGAGAAGGCCACGACGCCGGACAAUUAUGCGCCAUACAACAAGCCGUUUGGACUUCGGGACUGGUUAGAGUCUGCCAAUCCUCCCGUGCUCGAGGAACUCGUCGUUGUGCUUGAUCCAGACUUUUUGUUCAUGCGGCGUUUUGCAGUGAACACUGGCGGAAGGGUGACAUUGCCCAUGAAUGUGGACUCGGGCAACUAUGCGCGCGACACCGAAGUUAUCGAAGGCAUGCGGCAGUACAAGCGCUUUUUUGUAUAUACUGGCCGACGUGAAAAUGUAAGCGAUACAGUAACGGACGGCGUGGCUGUGGCGCAGCGAUGGUCGAACUAUUUGGGUACGACGGCCUUUGAGAACAGCAGUUUAAUCUGCCCCGAGUGCGUGAAGGUAUCGAAGGCAGAUGCCGCUGAGUAUUUCGCUGUUGGCUCUCCGUACGUCAUCACACGCAACGAUCUGAUACAAUUGAUGGACGACUAUUGCAACAUGACGGUGCUCAAGCGUGAGCAGACGAAUCGUGAGCUGAGGAUGAGCGAGAUGAUGGGGUACUCACUUGCAGCGGCAAAGCACGGAGUGAAGCACACGACGUUCGACAACUUGGCACUGGGCAACAAGGUUGAUGACUAUACUGACUUUGUUAGUAUCAUGAAGGGGAACCCGUGCGAGGACCCCAUUAUUCCCAUGAUUCCGGGUGAGGUGCCUCCUUUGCUGCACGGCUACCGACCGUAUGAGACCAACGACGACCGUAAUGUCAAGUGGGUGUUUUACAAGACGCUAAUGCCCAACAACCUGUUUGCAUGUGAUUCAUGGCUAUUGGCAUCGCCACCCGCAAGCGUCUGGACACUGGCCAAGCAGAGUUUUGACAAACAGCGGAUGCUGGAAGCGUAUGGUGUGUGCACGAGUAUCAAGGUAUUAAAUCAGGCGCUGGUCGACUUUAAAACCAAGAUGUGUCCCGAUGGUUUCAAUCAGAACCGGCGCUUACGUCUUGUAAAGGAUGUACACGAGGACCUGCUCAAGAUCGGUCAAGUAUAUACACCUUGGCAGCAUGCUGCCUCGGAAAAUGGACCGUAA
Molecule: messenger RNA, 2871 nt
Organism: Peronospora farinosa
Lineage: Eukaryota; Oomycota; Peronosporomycetes; Peronosporales; Peronosporaceae
Source: the annotation of a GenBank genome assembly